GUCCGCAGCCCUAAAUUUUCUCCCUUUCAAUUGUUUUCUCUGGUUUGGUUGUCUGUCUUACGUCGUGCACCCUUCUCUUUUUUUCUAUUCUCGUUCGUUCUCGUGCUUCGCGACUAUGGCUGAGGAAAUGUACGAUGGUGUGAUUCCGGCUACUGAGAAUAGCAACUGCAAGUGUGGAAAGAAGGCGAAGAUGCUGGUUUCCUGGUCAGAAAAGAACCCCGGGAGGCGAUUUUUCCGGUGUGAGGGGAACAAGUGCUCGUAUUUCAUGUGGCAUGAUGAAGAGUAUGCUCACCACAUCAAAACAAUGCUGAAUCAUCUGAAACGUCAAGAAACAAACUUGUCCAAGGAGGGGGAAUAUCUGAGGGGUGAAGUUUUUCGUCUGAAGUACCUAAUGGACCAUGCUAGUUCCCUUGAUGCUAUCGAGAUGGAGAAGAACCUGAAGGAAGUCAAAGCUGAGAAAGCCAAUUUGGAGGGCAAAGUGGCUGAAUUGAACAAAGAGUUGAACAUGGAGCUGAAAAAAAAAUUAGGGGAGAUGCAGCAGUAUGAGAAGGAGAUCCAGUCUGUGAAGAAGCAGAAGGAGCUGAGCAAUUAUCUUGUCACUGCUGUGGCUGUGUUGCUGAUUGCCUUUGUUAUUAUGAUGAAAUUUUAAUUAAAGCUGUUAAGCUUGCUACUCUUAACUAUUAG
Molecule: messenger RNA, 684 nt
Organism: Mercurialis annua (annual mercury)
Lineage: Eukaryota; Viridiplantae; Streptophyta; Magnoliopsida; Malpighiales; Euphorbiaceae
Exons: 2
Coding region: 116-649 (177 amino acids)
Molecular function (GO): zinc ion binding
Source: RefSeq, a predicted model, not a curated record